Molecule: messenger RNA, 333 nt
Organism: Xyrichtys novacula (pearly razorfish)
Lineage: Eukaryota; Metazoa; Chordata; Actinopteri; Labriformes; Labridae
Source: the annotation of a GenBank genome assembly
AUGGAGAUCCCCGGCUCCACGCCUCCGCUCAUCCAGGAGAUGUUGGAGAACUCUGAGGGGCUGGAGGGCCAUGAAGCUGUGGGGAUGAAAGGAGGGGGAGGGGGAAGAGUAAAGGGGGAGACAAAGAGAAGGAAGAAUCAGAGCCACCGUCAUCGCCGAAAUCAGUCCCCUCUCCAACCAAGAGCCCUGCACCCUGUUCGCCCUCUUCUCCCUCUGACUCCACCUGAGGUUAUAGGAUCUGCAUAUUUUCAUACAGGGCCUCCCCCUUUUGGCAGAGUGUGGUACUGCAAGAAAACUACCAACACAGCAGAUUCAGAGCAGAUAAAAAACUAA